This is a messenger RNA of Cucumis sativus (cucumber), 1784 nucleotides long. Its product is annotated as BAG family molecular chaperone regulator 7. Lineage: Eukaryota; Viridiplantae; Streptophyta; Magnoliopsida; Cucurbitales; Cucurbitaceae. Gene Ontology annotation, molecular function: protein-folding chaperone binding. The transcript has 3 exons. The coding region runs from base 222 to 1472 and encodes 416 amino acids. Gene Ontology annotation, biological process: protein folding. The record is from RefSeq and is a predicted model, not a curated record. Gene Ontology annotation, cellular component: plasmodesma.
AAAGUACUUUUGAUUAAGAGUAAUAUUGAUGAAUUUCCCUCCCCUCUCGAUCCUUUCAAACCAUUGUCUUCUUCUUCUUUCUGCUGCUGAGUUGAAGCCCACCAUUUCAGACCUCUCCACAAAAAAACCAACCUUACCCUUCUCCAAAGUGCAGAUCUUUCACUUUCAAUACAAACCCAUUUUCCCUUUCUCCUCCAUUAACCUUUCUCCACCUUCAAACCAUGAGCAGAUUCAGCAGAUUCAGUAGAUUUCAGUCCAUUGACCCCUACUACUCCCACUGUCCUUCUCUGCUACUUACCGAUGCCGAAACCUCCAUUAUCCUCCCCAAACCUCUCUCAUUCCCCUUCCAAUCCUUCGUCGAUGAAGUUGAUGAUUUCGAUUUCGCCUUUGACCUCUUAUCCCAUCGUCCUCUUCCGCCUCCCCCCUUCCACGUCUUCGAUUCCUUCACCGAUCUGGUUCGUAUCGACCAAACACCGUCGUUUUCGUCUUACAGUCGGGUUCGGAGAGUUGAGCGAUCGAGUGAUGAGGUUUUGUUGCGGAGGCUUAGCGAUCGAGUUAGUGAGCUUGAGGCGCGGUUUGAUCGGCUGAGUAGUGCGAGGGUUAGUGGGUAUGGCGAUCGGAAGUACACUUGGACGAAGGAAAUCAAAGAAGUGGAGAAGAAUGGUGUCGAUCGGAAGUAUAAGUUGGUAGCUGAGAUUAAAGAUGGGAAGAAGAACAAGGAGGGGAAGAAUGGUGGGGUUUUGCAGAACUACAAGUGGAGUGCUGAGAUUAAAGGAAAGGAUGAGAGGGAUCCGAUUAGGAAGUACACUGUGGAGGUUUCGAGUGGAAAUGGAAGUGAGAGUACAGAGAAGAAAGAGGAGAAGAAAAAGAAGGGAAAGAAGGUUGGGAGUGAGACGCGUGUGGUUGAGAUUGAAGACACCAAUGAUCAAGGAGCUGUCGUUUUAAGACAGGCCUUUGCCAGGAGAACUAGAGUUGUGGAAAAUAAGAAGGGUAAGAAGAAGGAGUUGUCUCCUCAAGAUGCAGCUGUUAUCAUUCAAAUAAAUUUCAGAGAAUACCUAGUCCACAGGUCAAAGGUUCUUCGUGCUCUUAGAGAUCUGUCAGUUGCCAAGACAAAGUUGAAGGAGAUCAGGGAAGCUUUCAAUAAUUUUGCUUACACUCAGCGGCUGGCUCGGGAUGCAGAGGAGCGCCAAAGGUUCAGUGAAAAAAUAAUUGUCUUGCUUCUCACUGUCGAUGCAAUUGAGGGAGUUGAUGUGAUGGUGCGAACUGCCAAGAAAUCAAUGGUAAUCGAACUAGAAGCCAUGCUUGAUGUGGUUGAUCCCCAACCUGCUAAAAGAUCGAUUUCCUUUCGUAGAAGGACGUUCGAUAUGCCCAGUGGAAGCAUCAAUAAGGAAAUUGCAGCUGGUGUAGCUCAGGUAGUCCAGUUGAUUGAUGAAGCUGAGAACAGUGUCAAUGCUUUUGAAACCUCCGAAUAAAGAGAUGAUUUCUCAUAGAGUACGUACUGCCUCUCUCAACUUUCAAAUAAUGUUACUGUAGAAGAUGAAGCGGCUUAGUUGGCGAGAUGUCUUAUGCCUUUUGUACGUUUCGGUCUAGGACAGAGCUUUUGAUUAUGUUGUACUAAUGCUGUUGAGUUUGUUAGUUCGCCUUUCAGGUGGCUAUGCUUAUGCUUCCGCAUCUGCUUGUAUUGUGGUUUUUCCUUGUAAUGUGUCAAAACUAUAUAUUAUCUAACCCUUGUGGAUUGAUAUCUAUGUCAUAUGAUACAUUUGGGAGUUGUUUGUUUUAUUGUA